Messenger RNA from Gambusia affinis (western mosquitofish), 1247 nucleotides. It is a transcript of the gene sycp3, whose product is annotated as synaptonemal complex protein 3. NCBI's taxonomy places the organism in Eukaryota, Metazoa, Chordata, Actinopteri, Cyprinodontiformes, Poeciliidae. Gene Ontology annotation, biological process: meiotic cell cycle; spermatid development. Gene Ontology annotation, cellular component: synaptonemal complex. Bases 267 to 983 code for a protein of 238 amino acids. The record is from RefSeq and is a predicted model, not a curated record. The transcript is spliced from 8 exons.
CACCCACUGAGGGCCCUGUUGUGGCGGGAAAAUCGAUAGAGUUGAAGCUAGAUAGUUGCUGACCAAGUUUAUGUUAGUUUACUUCGUUUGGUUUGCUCAUAAACAUCAAUCUGAAGAGAUUAUAAAGACCCGUCUAAUUUAAUUUUAGAAUUCAGCUCCUUAGUAAACUCUUAACUGAACGUUAGUCUAUUUUUGUUGACGCUUAGCAUUAGCAUUUACUCUUUAACAUUUCGUUUUCUUUUUUUAAUAGUCAGAGGUUUUCAAAAAUGGCAGCAAGAAAACAAAUGAAGAAAAAGCUACUAGAAGAGAAAACAGAGAAAAAUGUUUAUGAUUUUCCCGCAGGAGACGAUAAAAAGGAGCUCAGCGGCUCAGAGGAUGACAUCAGGGAAGAUGAGACGCCAAUUGUGGACAAGCUGUCAAAGAAAAGGCCUGCACCUGAUUUUGAUGAGGAGGGAACAGCAUGUGCCGUGGGAAAUGAAGUCCAGUCUAUGUUGGAGAAAUUUGGAGCUGAUAUCAGUAAAGUGAUGCAGGCCAAGAAGAAACGCCUGGAGUGUCUGACAAAAAACUACAUGAAGGGAAGCCAGCACAAGCUGGAGCAGCUGUGGACCAACUACCAUGGACAGAGGAAGAAGAUGACCCAGCAGUAUCAUCAGCAGGUUUCUUCUGCGCUGCAGCAGUGGGAGGUUGAAGCUCAGCGAGCCGAGGAGCAGGAGGAGAAGCUCAAUAAUUUGUUUCGGCAGCAGCUGAAAGUCCUGCAGCAGGCCCGAGUCGUGCAGAACCAGAAGCUGAAAGCCGUCAGAGAGCUGUAUGAGCAGUUCAUGAAGAACAUGGAGGACAUGGAGAAAAACCACGAGAUGUUCCUGCAAGGAACGCAGCAGGAACUGAGGAAGGAGAUGGCCACCCUGCAGAAAAAGAUUCUCAUGGACACGCAACAGCAGGAGAUGGCCACAGUCCGCAAGUCGCUACAGUCCAUGCUCUUCUAACUUGCUGUUACCAUGGCGACUGUUCCAGCGUUUGAGUUUGUUGUUCCUUAAUGCAGCAACAUUUCGGUUACUGAACCACUUCGAUGUUUAUUUUAAUAAAUUCAGAUUUUUAAAAGAUGAUGCAGUUUGUUUCAGCCCCUCUCACUGUGCUUUGUUUUUAUCGCCAGCAGGUGGCGCUGUGUUUAUAUCGGAAGUCACUUUGUAAAGAUGAGCUCUGUUGAGUGCCUGUUACAUCUAACAAUAAAAAAUUUAUGUUUAAGUGUU